Molecule: messenger RNA, 363 nt
Organism: Onychomys torridus (southern grasshopper mouse)
Lineage: Eukaryota; Metazoa; Chordata; Mammalia; Rodentia; Cricetidae
Product: 60S ribosomal protein L36-like
Exons: 1
Coding region: 1-363 (120 amino acids)
Biological process (GO): cytoplasmic translation
Cellular component (GO): ribosome; cytosolic large ribosomal subunit
Molecular function (GO): structural constituent of ribosome
Source: RefSeq, a predicted model, not a curated record
AUGGUCCUGCACUACCCCAUGGCUGUGGGCCUCAGCAAAGGCCACAAGGUGAGGAAAAACGUCAGCAAGCCGGAACAUAGCCAGUGCCACAGGUGCCUCACCAAGCACACCAAGUUCAUGUGGGACAUGAUCCAGGAGGUGUGUGGCUUUGCCCCCUACAAGCUGCGUGCCAUGGAGCUGUUCAAGGUGUCCAAGGACAAGCCCAUGCUCACAUUCGUCAAGAAGAGGGUGGGCACGCACAUCCAUGCCAAGAGGAAGCCAGAGGAGCUGAGCAAUGUGCUGUCAGCCAUGAGGAAGGCGGUGGCCAAGAAGGACGGAUGCUCCCCACCCCCAAUAAAUGUUACUACCAUGGGAAAAAAAUAG